GUGGGACCAAAAAAGAUAUUAUCUUCACUUGAGAAAUAAAGAUAGAGGAAGUUCAGAAUCCCUCAAUUUGGGGUGUUUCCCAUAGUGAAAAUACGUCUGGACUUGAAGAAGGAAUGGGGUUCCUUUGGACUUUUGGUUUCCUUAUCUUGCCAGCAGCAUUCUCACAAAGCGCAAACCCUGAACCAUGCUGUGAAUGCAAAGCAAACGUAUGCCCUAUCGUUCUUGGAACGCCUGGGAGCAAUGGAUUACCAGGUCCAACAGGACAGAAGGGUGAUCAAGGAUCACGGGGAGUACAGGGUCCCCCAGGAAAAGCUGGCCCCCCCGGCCUUAAAGGAGACAAGGGGCUAGUCGGUGAAAGAGGACCAAAGGGAGACCAUGGAGGAAGAGAACUUCAGAGCUUGGAAUCUGAAGUGGCCACCUUGAAAGAGCAAGUGCUGGCUUUGAGAAACACUGUCCUCAAAAACCAAAAAGCUUGUUUAUUCCCAAAUGGCCAAAGUGCUGGCGAAAAGCUAUUCAAAACUGAUGGCUCCGAAGGUACCUUUGAGACUUCCAAAGCGACCUGCCUCCAGGCUGGUGGUCAGCUUGCUUCCCCAAGGAGUUCUGCGGAGAACAUAGCCAUCCAGCAAAUAGUUGUUCGUCAUAACAAGGUGGCAUAUCUGGGAAUGAAUGCCUUGCUGUCAAAAGGCACGUUUAAACAAAUAAAUGGUGAUGUGAUAAGCUACAUAAACUGGGCGAACGGAGAACCAAAUAAUUCUGGAGGGAAAGAGGACUGUAUCGAAAUAUAUCCGGAUGGCAAAUGGAAUGACAAGGCCUGCUCAGAAAAACGAUUAACUGUGUGUGAAUUUUAAUUCUCCUUGUAACUGCAACCUUCUGCCCAGUUGCAACACAUGUAAAAUCAUAAAAUCAAUCAUAUUUAGUAAUAUGUAACGGUAGCCCUGUGAUUGGAUUAGACCCACGGCAGCCUGGGUUCUAUCCAUUGGCCCCCAGCAUUCCUCCUGAUCCCAAAGACCCCACAUGGGCAUCUCAGCUACGUGGACAACGCAGGACAUCAUCUCCUUAGGUUGCUCCUCCUCACUGUUCAGGGCCACUCAUAUUUUGGCAGAGCCCACGUUUUAGAGAGUAACACAACUCAGGCACUCAUUCUGAGAUACAUCAUCCACACUAGCCUUUUUGCCCACCACUGUACUGUCUUGCUCAUGCUGAAUCCACACAAUAAUAAAAUUUCCUGUGAUUUCCA
Molecule: messenger RNA, 1237 nt
Organism: Rhineura floridana
Lineage: Eukaryota; Metazoa; Chordata; Lepidosauria; Squamata; Rhineuridae
Product: pulmonary surfactant-associated protein D-like
Exons: 5
Coding region: 114-848 (244 amino acids)
Biological process (GO): surfactant homeostasis; positive regulation of phagocytosis
Cellular component (GO): rough endoplasmic reticulum; multivesicular body
Source: RefSeq, a predicted model, not a curated record